UAAAGACCCGAUUUGGAAUUUUCAAAAAAUAUAUUUGAACGACCUGAACUCAUUGUUAUCAAUAAAUGUUUAUUUUCGGAAAAUACGUUGUAAAUUAAGCGCGGGAUUUCUUAUUCGGGUGUUUAAUGUUUAAAAUAUGAGAAAAUAUAGUAGCAAUCGUAACAAAACGGUUGAAAUUUGUAUCUGUAAUACACUCUGGACGCUAACCAGCUUCUGUAUGGUGUUUUUAUUGUCUAAGUUCACAUCAAUAUUUGUGUGCACACUGUCAUCUGGAUUACUUCUCCUAUUGUUGUUUAUUGCUAUAGUUGAUAACCCGAGCCAUGGCAACGAUUGUUUAAAGCAAGGGAUUCUUGGUUCUUGUUUGACUGUUGCGGGUGCGCUUGGUUUUGGCGCGAUUGCAACAGGUUUACAAUGUGGAUACACUAUUUCAACAUGUUAUUUCAAUGAGUGCUGUGAUUAUAAUUGGAUAUCACCGAAUAUCACUGGUCUGUCUUUGCAACUGAAUAAGAAACUGUAUGGUCAACAUCUUGUAAUUGGUCCUGUUGUGAAACACCUGAGGGGUCAUGUUGAAGGUCACCCACAAAAAGCAACAGUGUUAUCGUUACAUGGACUUCCAGGAACGGGGAAGAACUUUUUGAGUAGAAUUGUGGCCGAAAAUAUGUAUGUUAAAGGAAUGGACAGCAAAUAUGUUCACAUUCUGUCGGCAACAAAAGACUUUCCUCAUGAAAAUAUGCUAGAAGAAUACAAAGAAAAACUAAAACUAGAGAUCGAAACAGCGGGUAAAGAGUGUCCUAGAUCUUUAUUCAUUGUCGAUGAAAUGGACAAAUUACUUCCUGGUUUAAUUGAUACCAUCCGUCCAUUCAUUGACUAUUAUGAUCACGUGGAUGGAAUAGAUUACAGACAAUUCUUGUUUUUCUUUUUAAGCAACACGGGUGGAGACGCUAUUGCAGAACAUGUUUUGUUAAACAGUGAACAAGGGAAAGAUAGAAGGAAAUUAAGCCUGAAGGAAAUGGAAGAAGUUGUUCGGGUGGCUUCGUUUAAUGACACAAAUGGAUUAAUGCACAGCAGCAUUGUCAAAAACAGCCUCAUUACCGCAUAUGUUCCGUUCUUACCUCUAGAAAGAGUUCACGUAGAAAAAUGCAUCGUGGACCGACUAUUUGCAAAAGGGUUUUAUGAGUAUGAAUAUCAGGUAGACCAAGAAACAGUUGGGGCUAUUGCAAAUGAGCUUUUGUACUUUCCAAUCGAUACACGUCUGUUUUCUACUACUGGUUGCAAACGUGUAAUGGAGAAAAUUGAUUUAAUAAUGCAAGAAGAUGCAUAAGACUUCAAGUGGAUGCAGACUGGAGCUUUCUGUAAACACACGUUUUGAUUAACUUAUAAUAAUGUAAAAUGCAAGUCUUUAAAAUAUGCACGUGCAAAUUUUACACUGCUACGGCUUCGAAUUUUGUUUAGAUGUUAUCUUGAAGAAGAUAUUUGGAGCAGGAUGAAAGGGGAAACGUACGGCUUGAUAAAUCUAAACCAAGAUGGUUUGUCUUAACUUAACACACUCCCUUCCUCUCCUUUUACAGAUAGAAGUUGGACAAUGAAAGACUAUCAGGUAUUAACAUGUUCAUGUGGAAACAACGACAUUGGCCUGAUACAAAGAUACCGACAUAUAUAUAGUUAUUCAUUCUGAAAAUGCAUACAUUGUCUGCCGAAAGUUCUGUGUUCUGCAAUAUAUGUUUUGCGAUUACUAUUGAAAUGUUACAUUUAUCUUGUGUAAUAUACAGGUGGUAGAUAUCUUUCGAAACAUACGCUGCAGAUUGAAAACGAUUAUAUCAAGUAACACAUGUGUUUGCUGAGAGCUUUCAUGCAAUCAUUACUCUACCUUUGGAAGCAUUGUUUUGCCUGUUGCAGUUACUGGUCAAGACUUUCACGCAUAUUAAACUGUCAGCAGCUGUAACAUAUUUCUUUAUGCACCAAUAGACAUUACCCGAAUAUUUGAUACACAUGAACACUUUCUUCUGUCGGAAGGAAAUGGUUUUAUGCAUCUUUUAUAUAAGCUGAAAUAUUGAGGUUAUUUCCAGCCAUUUUUGAUAUAUCCGAAGAAAGUAAGAAACAUUUUUCUCAUUUAUGAUAUCCGUAUCUUAAUUAUUUGUUUUGCAUUAACAAGGUACAUGCAUUCAAUAAAAUCUGUAAAAGAUCCUUUGGAAGCAAGGAAAGCAACCACCAAGCAAAAUGAUAGCAGACUCGGUUUGAUUGAGUCUGUUCAUGAGAGGUAAUGAAAUGUGCAACACCUCUCUUGCCCCCUAGCACCGGCCCAAGCGGAAUUCUAUUACACAUAUGUUGAAUGGAAUCCAUGAUCCCAAAGGACCAGAAAAUAUAAAAACACUGAAUACUAUUAUCAUUCUAAACAGCAAAUAUUAAUCAUUUUUGUAACAUCAAGUUACUAUUCAAUUUGUUUCUGUAUUCUUCAGAAGGAUACCUAUUCUCACAGAACAGGUGGACGACUCCAUGAUAAGCUAGGAUAAAUCCUGGAUUUUAGUUCUAAUGUAGACAAGCCAGAAAAACGCCAUGCUUUACACAAUUGUACAUUAUGCAUAGCACUCAACUUUAAAAGGGUCCUGAAAGAAGAUUAAGCAAUUUCAAAAUGGCCGCCUUGAAAUAUUUAUUAUAUACAAAAGGUCUUUUUCAAAAGUACAUUGUAAAUGUCACACUUGCUGUUUAAAAUCGUCGAAUUAACAAAACAAGUUAAAUUUUGCAUUUGUGUUUUUAUAAGUACCACCAUGUAUUUUAUGUAAUGUGAAAACAAAAUUGUAU
Mercenaria mercenaria is the source of this 2799-nucleotide messenger RNA. RefSeq names its product torsin-1A-like. The record is from RefSeq and is a predicted model, not a curated record. Bases 137 to 1321 code for a protein of 394 amino acids. The transcript is spliced from 5 exons. Gene Ontology annotation, molecular function: ATP binding; ATP hydrolysis activity. NCBI's taxonomy places the organism in Eukaryota, Metazoa, Mollusca, Bivalvia, Venerida, Veneridae.